Besnoitia besnoiti is the source of this 1491-nucleotide messenger RNA. RefSeq lists its product as uncharacterized. The record is from RefSeq and is a predicted model, not a curated record. NCBI's taxonomy places the organism in Eukaryota, Apicomplexa, Conoidasida, Eucoccidiorida, Sarcocystidae. The transcript is spliced from 5 exons. The coding region runs from base 1 to 1491 and encodes 496 amino acids.
AUGUGGGCUGGCGAGCCGAGCAGGUUUGACCUUGCACCAGGUUACCCGGUCAAGCUGCUCCCUUGCGGGCCCCACACAGAAGCAAAAAUAUACGAAAAGAAAGAAGGCCACGGUCCUCAACUGAGUGGCAUCCGCGAGGCCUACGAUACCCAUGUUGCGAAUUUUAAACAGGCGCGGGAGAACGCUCGGCAAAACAUGCUGAAGAAUCUGCACCUAUUUCACAGAGCCCGCGUUGCCUUCUUUCAGUGGAACGCCGAAUUCUUGUCGCCUACGGCGUUUGAGAUCGUUCAAUCCUUUAUUCCAGGCGGGGAAAACAGAGCUAACGUUGACGAGGUCGACGUGCUCGUCGUUGCAUUUCAAGAGUUGAAUAACUUAAGUGAUUCUCAACAUGAAAAGUUCAUCAGGAAAGUAGUUGGCGCACUGAACGCCUUAAGCACGCAUAGGACGUGGAGCUCCCGAGAGUCAAAGUUCAAGGAACUUUCCACUGUGAUUGGAACGAAGGCGCACGCCCAGGGCUGGCGAGCCAACCGGCAAGCGAUUUACACCAUUGUUCGAGAAGGUGUCAUCGAUCCGCAGAAGACGCGAACUUGCUCGUGGUCCUUCCACCUGCGUGAGAAGGGCUUCGUGGCGGUUUCCUUGAAGCUGAACAACCUGGGCAGAUUCCUGGCGGUCGGUGUCCACCUUCCCACCAAGAAAGGACAAAGCAAGUUCCUGUCAGAUGUGCUCGAUGAGGUCGUUGAUGAGUGCGUACCCAGCAGAGAACGGGGAAAAGGCCUGGAAUACUUCGCUGCAGGCGUUUACGUUCUGGGAGACUACAACUCCAGACUCUCUGCUCAGUCCGCCCAAGAUACCGUCGAUAAUCUCAAGGAUGAAUCUGCGUACUGUGACCUCUUCGACCUGCCCCCAACGCCGCCGGAGGAGAGCGUCCUCGCGCACCAGUUGCUGUACAUGACGGACUACGAACGCGCAGACAAGGAGAGCCGCUUUGCACCGAUUCUGUGGGCGGCCGACUCGCUCGGCGGCGCAGACGACUUCGACGAGGGCGCGGGAGACCUUCGCGAGUCCCUGCUGCAAAGGAAAUUCUCUACUGUGACCGCCUGCUACGCGGCGCCUUUCUCGUUCAAGUGGCAGAAAAGCUGCGUCCCAGGAAAAGAUGCGAAGAUGGCUGAGGUAACAAAGCGCUGCCUCACAGAGAAAUCGAAGAAAGACGUCCGUGACACUGGAUUUCUGGAUCGGUUGUCCAUCUGCAUGCCAAACUCAAGCAUCCCACCAUCUGAGUCAGAGCUGCCGCGCAACGGUGCUUUCGUGACGCAUGCAGAGCAACUCCUGAAUCUGCGCAGCGACCACCUGCCUCAGCUGUUCAUUGUGGACAUUAUCCGGCGGAAAGAGCCACCCUUCCCUUCUCAUGAUGAUGACUCGGUGUUCCCCGUACACAAGGAGGGGGGAAAAAAGGCAGAGGCCCGAAAGCGCAGCAAGACGACCUAUUGGUGA